AUGGGGUGUGUUGGGUGGGGGGUUGGGGGGGGGGGGGGGGGAGGGGUGGAGAGGGGGGGGGUAGUUAGGGGGGGGGUUGGGGGUGUGGUGGGUUUUGUUGGGGGGGAUGGGGGGAGAGGGAGGUGGGUAUUGUUGGAUAGCUGGAGUUGGAGGUUGGGGGGGUGUGUGGAGGGGUGUGGUGGGGGUGUGUAUUUAGUUGGGGUGUUGGGUUGGUGGGGAAGGGUAGUGGUGGUGGGAGGGGGGUGUGGUGGGGUGGUUGAGGGGAUGAAAUUUGUUGGGGGUAUUGUUUGUGGGGGGGGGUGGGUUUUAGGGUGGGGGUUGUGGGGGUGUUUGUUGGUUGGUGGUGGUUGGGGUGGUAGGGGGGGGGUGGGGGGGGGGGGGGGGGGGGUGGGGGGUUUGGUUUGUGUGUGGGGGGGGGGUAUUGGGGGGGGGGGGAUAUUGGGGUGUGGGUGGGGGGGGGGUGUUGGUGGGGGGGGUUUUUGGGGGUAUUGGGGGGUUGUGGUGGGGUUUGGAUGUGGGGGUGGGGGGGGUGGGGGGGGGUUUGUUAGGGGGUGGGUUUUGGGUUGGUUGGUGGUUGGUGUGGUGAUGGGUUUGGGUGUGGGUGGUAGAGGGGGUUGGGGGGGGGGGGGGGGGUUGUGUGGGGGGGGGGGUUGGUGGGGGGUGGGGGGGGGGGGUGUGGGGUGGGGGGGGGGUGGGGGGGGGGGGGGGGGGGGGGGUGGGAUGGGGGGGGGGGGUGGGGGGGGGGUGGGGGGGGGGGGGGGUGGGUGGGUGGGGUGGGGGUGGGUGGGGGGUGGGUGGGGGGGGGGGGGGGGGGGGUGUGUGUUGGGGGGGGGUGUUGGGGGGGUUGGGGGGUGGUUUGGGGGUUGGGUGGGUGUGGGGUGUGUUGAGGGGGGUGGGGGGGGGGGGUGGUGGUGGGGGGGGAGGUGUGGGGUGGGGGGGGGGGGGGGUUGUUGGGGGGGGGGUUUUGUGGGUUUGGGGGGGGUGGGGUGGGGGUGGGUGGGUGGUGGUAGGGUGUGGUGGGGGUGGGGGGGGGUGGGGUGUGUGGUGGGGGUGGUUAUUUGGUGGGUGGGGGGGGUUUUUGUGGGUUGGUUAGGGUGUGUUUGUGUGUGGGUGGGUAGUGUGGGGGGGGGGGGUUGGGGGUAUUGGUGGUUUGGUGUGGUUUUAGGGGGUUGGGGUUUAGGGGGGGGGGGGUUGGGGGUGGGGUGUUUUUGGGGAUGGGGAUUGUGUGUUAUUGGUGGUGUGGGUGGUUUUGUGGGUUGUGGGUGGGGGGGUUAUUUGAUUGUAGUGGGGUUUGUUGGGGUUGGGGUAUUGUUUGAUGUGUGGUUGGGGGUGUGGGGGGUAUUUGGUGAUGUGUUGGGGGUUGGGGGUGGGUUAUGGUUGGGGUGCGGUGUGAUGAUUUGGGGGGGGUGGGGUGGUGGGUGGUGUGGGAUGUUAAUUAGGGGGGUUGGUUAUUUUGGGUGGGUUGGUGGGGGUGGGGGGGGGGGUUGUUUUUGUGGUGGAUUUGUGGGUAGGGUAGGGGGGGGGAAUGGGUAUGGGAGGGUGAUAUAUUUUGGGGGGGGUUGGGGGGGGUGGUUUGGUAUGGGGUUGGGGGGGGGGGUGAGGUGUGGGGGGGUGGGGUGGGUGGGGGUAAGGGGUGGGGUGGUGGUGGUUGGGGAUUGGGGGGGGGGGGGGGUAUUUGGGGGGGGGGUGGUGUGGUGGGGGGUUGUUGGGGGGUGGGGUUUUGGUGGUGUGUUGGUGUGGGGGGGUAUUAUAUGGUGUGUUUGGGGUGUUUGUGGUGUGGGUUUGGUGGGUAUGGGGGGGGGGGGGGGGGGGGGUUGGGGUGAGUUGUGUGGGUGGGGUUGGUUUUGGGGGGGGGUGGGUUGUGUGGAGGGGGUGGGGGAAUUGGUAGGUGGUUGUGGGGGGUUAAUUGAUGGUGGGUGGGGGAUUGUUUGGGUUUGGGGUGAUUGGAUGGAUGUGUGGGGAUUGGGUUUGGGGGGGGGGGGGGGGGGUGGGGGGGGGGGGUGGUGGUGUGGGGGGGUAGGGGGGUGGUGGGGGGGUUGGGGGUGUGGGGUUGGUUGGUGUUGGGGGGGGGGGGUUGGGGGUAGGGGGGGUUGUAUUGUGGUGUGUGAAGUGGGUGUAGGUGUUUUGUGUUGGUGGUUGUUUGGGUUGGGGUUGGGUGGGGUGGUGGGGUUGGGGGUUUGGGGUGUGGGGUAUGGGGGGGGAUUGGGGGGGGGGGGGGGGGGGGGUGUAAUAGUGUUGGUGGUUGGGGGGGUUGGGGGGUUUGGGGUUGGGGUGGGUGGGGGUUGGGGGUGUGGUGUGGGGGGGGGGGGGGGGGGGGGGGGGGGGUGGGGGGUGUGGGGGGGUUGGGGGGGUUGGGGGUGGGGUUGUGGGGGGGUUGGGUGGGGGGGGGGGGGGGGUGGGGGGGGGGGUGUGGGGGGGGGGGUUGUGGUGUGGUUGGGGUUGGGGGGGGGGGUGGGUGUGUGUGUUGUUUGGGGUGUUUGGUUUGUGUUGGGGGGGUGUGUGGGGGUGGGGGUUGUUGGGGGUGUGUGUGGGGGGUGGUUGUGGGGGGUGGGUGGGGGUUUGUGGGGUGUGGGGGAGGGGAAGGGGUUGGGAUGGGGUGAAAGAGUAUGUGAUGGGGGGUAUGUGUUGAGGGUAGGGGGGGGUUGGUAG
Messenger RNA from Knipowitschia caucasica, 2649 nucleotides. The record is from the annotation of a GenBank genome assembly. Lineage: Eukaryota; Metazoa; Chordata; Actinopteri; Gobiiformes; Gobiidae.